Messenger RNA from Olea europaea var. sylvestris, 1559 nucleotides. Its product is annotated as rhomboid-like protein 20. The transcript has 9 exons. The record is from RefSeq and is a predicted model, not a curated record. The coding region runs from base 268 to 1149 and encodes 293 amino acids. Gene Ontology annotation, cellular component: membrane. NCBI's taxonomy places the organism in Eukaryota, Viridiplantae, Streptophyta, Magnoliopsida, Lamiales, Oleaceae. Gene Ontology annotation, molecular function: protein binding; serine-type endopeptidase activity.
UUAGUUGUCUUGCCACUGUCAAGUCAUGACCCUCGUGUUUGGAUGUUUGGAUCAGCCUAGAAGUAACGAUGAAACGGUUCACGACCCAGACCGAGCCAGCCUAUUUCAGCCUUUCAAGCUGGCCUAGCGGGUUGUGAACCAGCCCAAAUUCGUUUUACCAGACGUACACAAUACAAGCGAGAGAGAGAGGCGUGAAGGCUUGUAGAUACAUAAAUACCAUAAAGAUACCUAUUUUCAUACAUAAGGGGUAGUUGGUUCACUUGGAAGAUGAACGGCGGUCCGGCUGGUUUCAACAAUGCGCCGGUGACAAGAGCAAUAGUAAUAGCAAGUGCCCUCUUCACGAUUAUCUUUGGGAUCCGAGGUCGCUCUAGUAAGCUCGGUUGGUCUUAUCAGGAUAUUUUCACGAAAUUACAAAUAUGGAAGCUGAUAGUGUCGGUUUUUGCCUUUACAUCUACACCAGAACUAGUUUUCGGAAUUUAUCUUUUAUACUUCUUUCGUGUUUUCGAGAGGCAAAUAGGGUCUAACAAAUACUCUGUCUUCAUAUUCUUUUCUGUCAUAGUCUCUUUACUUGUUGAAGUCCUGGCACUAAAACUACUUAAAGAUCCCUCUUUGAAGAUAAUGACAUCUGGACCUUAUGGACUUAUAUUUUCAUCAUUUGUACCCUUCUAUUUCGACAUUCCAGUUUCAGCACGAUUUCGUAUGCUUGGGUUUCAGUUCUCAAACAAGAGUUUUAUUUAUUUAGCCGGUCUUCAGCUUCUUUUGUCAUCCUGGAAAAGAUCUGUGUUACCAGGGAUCUGUGGUGUACUUGCGGGUUUCCUUUACCACUUAAACGUCAUUCAUAUCCGCAGGCUGAAGUUUCCGGACUUCAUUGCUUCAUUCUUCUCACAGCUUUCUUGGCCUUCCAUGGGGAGUGCAUCACCAACUGGACAAGGUAGGAAUGUUGUGGGAAAUGCUCCAUCCUAUGAAGGUCGACAAGUGGAGGGAAACUAUUCUGCUCGAUCGUCACCCACAAUUAAUCCUUCUGAAGACUCCAUUGCUACACUGGUUUCAAUGGGUUUUGAGAGGAACUCAGCGAGACAAGCACUCAUUCGUGCCAGAAACGAUAUUAAUGCUGCUACCAACAUCCUGCUCGAGUCACAGGCGCAGUGAGGGGUUAGAAAAUCUGCUUUGGAGGAUGAGACCUGAAUUUGAAUUUAAAAACUAAACACACUAACAGGUUGAAGUAGUCAGCAAUCAGUCACUGAUUAUUUCUCCAGACGGAAUUUCUGCGCUCCAGAAACUAUCAAGGCCCUUGGGAACUUUUCAUCAGGGUUUCGCUUCAUCAUUUUGUACACGCUUGUGACAAUUAUCUAACGAAGGCAGAAAAAUCAAGUAUCUGGAUGUCUACUUCCUUUGAAGUGUAGAAAUUGGGAUUGUGUAAACCAUGUAUGCCCUUUCUGAGGUACUUAGAUGUGGAUAAUUCCUUAUAAAUGCACCAAAUGUUAAUUUCUGGGAAUUUCAGGCUGUGAAUUGUUUAAGUUCUACUUUGCAAUGUUAAGAAAGUUCUAUUAAAUUUUAAA